UUUAGUUUGAAGCAAAGGAAAUUAAGGUGCCAAGGAAAAUAACGCUGUAGAAAACACACUCAUUAACAACACUGACAGACUCGAAAACUUAGAAACAGGACAACAUGGAGUUGACAAAACUAAACCUUUGGUUACCUUGCCUAUUCGGUAUGUUAAUAUCAAUUUGCAGAGCUACAAAGAAACAACCACAUCUUAUUUUUAUUCUGGCAGACGAUUUGGGUUGGGAUGAUGUAGGUUUCCAUGGCUCCCCUCAAAUUCCAACACCAAACAUUGACGCACUUGCCAACGAAGGCGUCAUAUUAAACAACUACUACGUGUCUCCGAUGUGCACUCCGACUAGAGCGUCAAUCAUGUCUGGAAAACACCCCAUCCAUCUUGGUAUUCAACAUUUCGUUAUCUUCGCCGCACAGCCUUAUGGUCUUCCGCUGAAGGAAAUAACGACAGCGCAGUAUCUCAAAUCCCUGGGUUACCAGACUCACGCGGUUGGAAAAUGGCAUCUUGGAUAUUUCACUAAGGAGUAUACACCUUUGUACCGAGGCUUCGACUCUUUCUUCGGAUUCUUGGGUGCGAAAGAGGAUUACUGGGAUCACAGCUCUUUUGAGGAUUACUGGGGCUAUGAUCUUCGAGAUAACGAGAAGCCAAUCAGAAGAGAUGGAGUCUACGCCACGGAUCUCUUUACCCAUGAGGCCAUAAAAAAGAUCAAUGCUCACGACAAUUCUAAACCAAUGUUUUUGUACCUCGCUCACCAAGCAGCGCAUUCAGCCAAUAAGAACGAUCCUUUGCAGGCACCAAAACAUCUUAUUGAGAAAUUCAGUUUUAUAAAAGACAAAAGAAGACAAAAAUACGCUGCCAUGGUAACAUCAUUGGACGAAUCGGUUGGAGCAGUGAAGCAGGCACUCGCAGAUAAAGGAAUGCUACAGGAUUCUGUCAUCAUAUUCACCACUGACAACGGUGGAGCUCCUUAUGGAUUCAACUGGAAUGCUGGCUCAAACUUCCCCUUCCGGGCAGGCAAAGACACCCUGUGGGAGGGUGGGGUGAAAGGUGUUGGUUUUGUCUACACUGCUAAUGAUCUCAUCAAGCAGAAAAACCGUGUUUGCACCGGACUGAUUGAUGCAACAGACUGGGCAGCGACUCUAUACCACUUAGGGGGAGGUGAUGCAGAGCUUAUAUCGGCCAGGACUGACGGAAAGAACGUUUGGGAGACGAUAUCGAACGACGCACCAUCACCUCGGGAUGAAGUGUUGCAUAAUAUAGACCCCAGACGAAAUUUUGAAGCCAUCCGCAAAGGCAAAUUCAAACUUGUGGUUGGGAUGGAUGACACGUACCAGUUAGGAUGGCACGCGAGGUACCCGACGGAACAUCCUCCUCCCUGGGAGGCAAAUCCAACACUUCCUGGAGCAGAAAUCCACUGUGGCCCGUGGACGAAUGGCAAAGGCAUGUGCGACUCAAAGCAUCACAAAGCUUGUCUUUUUGACCUUGAAAGCGACCCUUGUGAAUACAGAGAUGUGUCAGAUGUCUAUCCACACAAGGUUCAGGAGUUGGAAGAGAGGCUUAACUACUACCGCAGCACGGCGCUGCCAGUUGUUUAUCCAAUGAUCAGCCCGAAAGCAGAUCCAAAAAAUUUUAAUAGUUUUUGGGGUCCCUGGGAAGUUCUCAGAGAUAAGUCGGAGUACUUUUCUGCAAAGAGUGCUUGUAAAGAAGUGCAUGCAAAACAGGUCCAGCUUGGUUUACAUCGCAUGGUAUACUCCAAUCAAACCCUGUAAAUCAGUGAAAUGAAGAGAUAUAUUUUCAUAGUCAAUGAAGUCUGGUUGCAGACGGAGACGUGUAACAUUUGAAUCCUCAGUAUCCACAUGUUGGAGUCACAGACGGCUUUCAUGGACGUUGUUCAUUACCCUGCUUCAUCAAGAGUACUCAAAAAACAUUAUACUAUUGUAUACACGAUU
Molecule: messenger RNA, 1943 nt
Organism: Pocillopora damicornis (cauliflower coral)
Lineage: Eukaryota; Metazoa; Cnidaria; Anthozoa; Scleractinia; Pocilloporidae
Product: arylsulfatase B
Molecular function (GO): sulfuric ester hydrolase activity
Source: RefSeq, a predicted model, not a curated record